AUGGCGCAUUUGGCAUCAGUAAGUUAAACUAUUUUUGUGCCCCUUUUACCAGACUUGCCAAAUCCCGGGCCGGCCCGCCGGGCCGGCCCGGCCCGGCCCGGUUUUGGCCCGGCCCGGCCCGACCCGCUCGGGCCGGGCCGGGCCGGGCCAGCAAAUCGUCGGCCCGGCCCGGCCCGGUCGGCCCGGCUCCGCCCACUCUUGAGAAAAUUUUCGUAAUUUUUGUGAAAAUUUUGCGACUUUAAACAGCAAUUUCUAUUUUUUAACAGGUUUUUAUGCUAUAACAUUGCCUUUUUAAGUCUAUAAAAUUUUAAGUCUAUAAAAUUAUGUUCGUUUCGAAGUUCUAGUUCGCUUUGAAUUUUUAGGUGCAUCCUCCCGGGCCGACCGGGCCGGGCCGGCUGGGCCGGGCCGCGGGCCGGGCCGGGCCGGAAAAUUUCCAAAUUUGGCCCGGCCCGGCCCGGCCCGUUGCAAGUCUGCCUUUUACUAUAUAUGUUUUACAGAAAAUAUUAUUUCAGGGCGAGGCACGAGAAAUUAGCGGUGCUCAUGGUAGACUCGUGGGAGUAUUUCAAGAAAAGUGAGAAUUGAAUUUCCUAUCAUUUUUGAACCAUUUAUAUGUUUUUGAUUUUUGAUUUCUCUCAAAAAUUACGGUGUGUUAUUAUCUAAUUUUUAUACCUCCAAACUAUUUAGAUGGCAUAGCGAGAGAACGUCAAUAAGCAGUGCGAUCAACAUGUUCGAUGGCUUAUUGGGUGUCAUCAUCAGAAUCGAUGUUCAACUUGCGCGCGCAUCAGGUACAUAGAGAAAUUUUAUACAAUUUUGAAAAUACAUACGGAUUAUAUUCCUGCCCAAGAGCAUUUCAAACUCCUAAAAUUAUGUAGAAUAAUUUGUAAAUAUUUAGUGCGAAUUCAUCGCAAUGUCAACCUUCGACGUCCUGAUGUUGAUGUGGUAUGAUUUUUUUCUGAAAGCCUUUCGACAUAACACUGGCUAUUUAGCACUCUACGAGACACGACGUCAUGAAGCGUUUCAGGAAUCAGGUCAACUCUGCGUGUCAAUUGGCCGACUUGACUGACAUAGGUAUUUUAAAUUUAAAUAUUUUUAAAAUAUUUUUUCAAUUCACUGAGAUGUACUUAUUCUUAAUUGUAGGGCCCGCUGCCAACGCCGACGAGCGCGCUGCCUUGGAUACAAUCAAGUUGGAGCUUACUCAGCUACUUGAUGAGAUAUCGCCUUCGCAUUCUCCGGGGUCCGCCACCGAAUCGGACUAA
Molecule: messenger RNA, 1256 nt
Organism: Caenorhabditis sp. 36 PRJEB53466
Lineage: Eukaryota; Metazoa; Nematoda; Chromadorea; Rhabditida; Rhabditidae
Source: the annotation of a GenBank genome assembly